GGCUGGGUGUCGCCUGACCGGAUGAUGACAGAAGUUUUCAGUCUAAUGUGGCGACUUUUAUCAUGCGAUCACACAUUUAAGACUCUUGCGAGUUUACUAAAGGCUGGUGGGACUUCUGACUCUUAGCUCUCUCGUGUCGUACUGAAAUAAACUCCCCGAGCCUGUGACAGACUGCACUGCCAUUCGGGAACUUUUGGUUUGCUGGACAAGAGACCCCCUUGGCUCCUGUUUGACCGUGGAGGAGAGCAGAAUAAAGCCCACUGAGCUGACCGAGCUGCAGCUAUGGGAAACCGGGGAAUGGAAGACUUGAUUCCCCUCAUCAACAAGCUCCAAGACGCCUUCAGCUCUAUCGGCCAGACCUGCAACUUGGACCUGCCUCAGAUAGCGGUCGUCGGCGGUCAGAGUGCAGGGAAGAGCUCCGUGUUGGAGAAUUUCGUUGGGAGGGACUUUUUGCCCAGAGGAUCUGGCAUCGUCACCCGUCGCCCUCUCAUCCUCCAGCUGGUUAACAGUAAAGCAGAGUAUGCAGAGUUCUUGCACUGUAAAGGAAGGAAGUUUGUGGACUUUGAUGAGGUCCGCCAGGAGAUCGAAGCGGAAACAGACCGUCUCACUGGAUCCAACAAAGGCAUCUCCCCUAUCCCCAUCAACCUCCGUGUCUACUCCCCUAAUGUGCUGAACCUGACCCUGAUUGACCUACCGGGGAUGACUAAAGUGCCUGUCGGUGACCAACCCCAGGACAUUGAGCAUCAGAUCAGAGACAUGUUGCUACAGUUCAUCACUAAGGAGAGUUGUCUGAUCCUGGCUGUUACCCCUGCAAACACAGACCUGGCCAACUCAGAUGCCCUCAAGAUAGCAAAGGAGGUGGACCCUCAGGGGCUACGGACCAUUGGUGUGAUCACAAAGUUGGACUUGAUGGACGAGGGGACAGAUGCACGAGACAUCCUGGAAAACAAACUUCUGCCGCUCCGCAGAGGCUAUAUUGGUGUGGUGAACCGCAGUCAAAAGGACAUUGAUGGGAAGAAAGACAUCCGUGCCGCUUUAGCCGCUGAAAGGAAGUUCUUCCUGUCUCAUCCUGCAUACAGGCACAUUGCAGAACGCAUGGGUACACCACACCUCCAGAAGUCCCUCAAUCAACAACUCACCAACCACAUCCGCGACACGUUGCCAGGGUUACGCAGUAAACUCCAAAGCCAGCUGCUAUCACUGGAGAAGGAGGUGGAGGAAUACAAAAACUUCCGUCCUGACGACCCGGCACGCAAGACAAAGGCGUUACUUCAGAUGGUGCAGCAGUUUGGUGUGGACUUUGAGAAGUGUAUAGAAGGGUCUGGAGAUCAAGUGGAUACUUCCAACUUGUCUGGUGGAGCGAAGAUUAACCGUAUCUUUCAUGAGCGGUUUCCCUUUGAACUAGUGAAGAUGGAGUUUGAUGAGAAGGAGCUGAGGAAAGAGAUCAGCUAUGCCAUCAAGAACAUCCAUGGAGUCAGGACAGGCCUGUUCACCCCAGACUUGGCGUUUGAAGCUAUAGUGAAAAAGCAGAUCAUUAAGCUGAAAGAUCCCUGUCUGAAAUGUGUUGACCUGGUCGUCGUCGAGCUUGUCACCCUGAUCAGGAAGUGCACUGAAAAGCUGACCUCGUACCCCCGACUGAGAGAGGAGACCGAGCGGAUUGUCACCACUUAUAUCAGAGAGAGAGACAGCAAAACCAAAGACCAGGUGCUGCUGUUGAUUGACAUUGAGCUGUCCUACAUAAACACUAACCAUGAGGACUUUAUUGGAUUUGCCAACGCCCAGCAAAGGACUGCAGCUAAUGCCACCAAGAAGCGAGCCAUGCCCAAUCAGGUCAUCCGCAGAGGUUGGCUCACCAUCAACAUCAGCAUUAUGAAAGGGGGAUCCAAGGAAUACUGGUUUGUCCUGACUGCCGAGUCUCUGUCCUGGUACAAAGACGAAGAGGAAAAGGAAAAGAAGUAUAUGCUGCCUCUUGACAACCUGAAGCUGAGAGAUUUGGAAAAGGGCUUCAUGUCCAGCAAGCACGUCUUUGCCAUCUUCAAUACUGAACAGAGGAAUGUGUACAAAGACCUGCGUCAGAUUGAACUGGCAUGUGACACUCAGGAGGAUGUUGACAGCUGGAAGGCUUCCUUCCUGAGAGCUGGUGUUUACCCAGAAAAGGACCAGACUGAGAAUGAAGAUGCGAUUAAUUCUAGCGACACCGUGUCCAUGGACCCGCAGCUGGAGCGACAGGUGGAGACUAUCCGCAACCUUGUGGACUCAUACAUCAGCAUUGUCAACAAGUCCAUCAGAGAUCUCAUGCCCAAGACCAUCAUGCAUCUCAUGAUCAACAGCGCCAAGGACUUCAUCCACUCAGAGCUGCUUGCCUACCUGUACUCUGCAGGGGACCAGGGCAGCUUGAUGGAGGAGUCAGCAGAGCAGGCUCAGAGGAGAGAUGAGAUGCUGAGGAUGUACCACGCUCUGAAAGAAGCUCUGGUCAUCAUCGGAGACAUCAGCACCACCACGAUUUCUACUCCAGUCCCGCCACCCGUCGACGAUACCUGGAUUGCCAAAGAGCCAAGUCCUCCAGCAUCCCGUCCUGGCACCGCAUCAGGGGCCCCUCCCAGCCGACCCCCAGGGGUGAGGGGGGCCACUCCAGGUCCUCCAUCUGCUGUCAACCCAUCACCAGCAUUUGGACCUCCCGUGCCUUCCCGGCCUCCAGGCGAUCCCAACUCUGUUCCUCUAGUCCCAUCAAGGCCGGCCCGUGUGCCUCCAGCGCUGCCACCGGGCGUUCCUAGCAGAAGACCACCGGCUGCUCCCAACCGACCUACUAUCAUACGUCCUUCAGAGCCCUCGCUUCUUGAUUAGAAACCUUUUUUUUAUCUGGUCUUAAAGACUUUGUUUACACUUAUAUAUUUCUUUUAAGCAGAAAUAGUCACUAAUUUUUUUCCUGUAACUUUAGACUACUGUUAAGUAGUAAUCUGAUGCUGUUUCAGUCUGUGCAUUUCAGAAGCAUAUUGUAUGUAAUUGUGAGAUUUUUUUUAACAAGUACAUAAUGACAUUUCCUGCAUUUAGUAUUAUGAAAGGGGAUAAAUUUGAUGACUUUAAUGGCUCAAAAGUGUGGAACCAGCAAGUCAGGCUGAAUUUUUCAUUGUGCAUUUAAAUUGAAAUGUGUCUUACAACAAUACAAUUUAUAACUUUUUGUAUUAUGUGUACUUGCUAAUAUUUUGUCAGCAAUUUUACACACUAUUCACCUCAAUAAGUAAAACCGCACUUUUCUCUCAAUUUUUCUCAGCUUCAAACAGGCUUAUACAAAUUAGAGUGACCAGUAUUUUAUAUGCUUGAUAAUUUUGACUAAUUAAGUUUUUAUGGGUAAGGUUUUACCAUUUCUGUUUUAAAGACCAAGUAAACAAGAGACAGAAGAGGGGAAAAACCCACUGCUGCUGGAGCAGUGGGUUUUUUUCUGGUUUAACAACAAUAAAUAUACAGUAGUUGAGGUAAGAGUGAACUUACCCAGUCAAACACCCAGUCUGACAAUUACCUCCCACAACUGUUCAUCCUCAUUAGUGCCUACAGUAAAGAAAGAAAUUAUAAUUACUUAAAAAAAAAUCUAAGCCAUAAUGGAAAAAAAUGUAAGGAAGACGUUCUUCUU
Molecule: messenger RNA, 3628 nt
Organism: Maylandia zebra (zebra mbuna)
Lineage: Eukaryota; Metazoa; Chordata; Actinopteri; Cichliformes; Cichlidae
Gene: dnm2b
Product: dynamin 2b
Biological process (GO): receptor internalization; synaptic vesicle budding from presynaptic endocytic zone membrane
Cellular component (GO): microtubule; plasma membrane; synapse
Molecular function (GO): microtubule binding; GTP binding; GTPase activity
Source: RefSeq, a predicted model, not a curated record